Geodia barretti is the source of this 3790-nucleotide messenger RNA. NCBI's taxonomy places the organism in Eukaryota, Metazoa, Porifera, Demospongiae, Tetractinellida, Geodiidae. The record is from the annotation of a GenBank genome assembly.
AGGGGGAGGUGUGGGGAGAGAGUCAGAGACAGAGAACAUGUCGGUGAGCUCCUCCCAGCACAGCUCGUCUCAAGAGGGAGACCCUUCACUAAUGACUCCUCACCGCAAGUUUGCCUCAGACAUUGCAACUCUGGACAAGAGGGACAGAGAACUGCAGGAGAAGUUGAUGGAGGCCCAGAGCCAGGUAGAGGCCAUGGCUCGGAUUGUGCAAGAGAUUGAGAGUCAUCUGGUGGAACUGACCCGCCAGCAGAGAGCACUUACUCUGGAGAGAACUGAGCUGACAGAUCAGUACCAGAAGCUCCUGGUUGAGAAGCAGAACCUCUUUACCUCGCCUUCCGAAGAGUCUGGUUCAGCACCAAUGACUGCGACGAAGCCAAACUUCUUUGCAAAGAUGAAGGACUUAUCGGAAAAGGAGCAGAACAUGCAAAUGAAGUUGUUGCAAGGAAGUCAGUUGCUGGAGGAGGUGAGCAUCAAAAGGAGUAAGGAGGAGAAGAGAUUGGAGGAGGCCAGGUCUAAGAAGCUCAGAGCUGCUCAGAAGAAGUUUUCAAUGCUGAAGACAGAGUAUCAGGAGGUGCAGAGAAAGAAGCAGGACUUGCUCAGGUCCUCCUGGAAUAUUCCCCUCCCUCCUUCGCCUCCAAGUCAGCAGUCGAUGAUGAUAGAUGGCAUAUUGCCACUGGUAUCAACAAGCAAUGCUGUCCCAGACUCCAGCAAGUCAGUUGACUCUUACAGAGCAAGUAAUGAACAGAUGAAAGCAGAGAAAUGGAUGAAGACGGAGAAACAGAUGGAGGCAGAGAAACAGAUGGAGGUAGAGAAACAGAUGGAGGUAGAGAAACAGAUGGAGGUAGAGAAACAGAUGGAGGUAGAGAAACAGAUGGAGGUAGAGAAACAGAUGGAGGUAGAGAAACAGAUGGAGGCAGAGAAACAGAUGGAGGCAGAGAAACAGAUGGAGGUAGAGAAACAGACUGAGGCAGAGAAACGGAUGGAGGUAGAGAGUGGCUUGCCUCACAUGGAGCCGCAACCAAUGGCUGCUGAGCCAAUAGGAGAUGUGACCAGCUCUGUACCCAGUCUCCCUCUAGACCACUCUGCCUACACCAAACUAUACCCUCCUCCUCACCACAUAUCUCUCCCUCUAGACCACUCUGCCUACACCAAACUAUACCCUCCUCCUCACCACAUAUCUCUCCCUCUAGACCACUCUGCCUACACCAAACUAUACCCUCCUCCUCCACACAUAUCUCUCCCUAUUCUCAAUUCAAACUCUUCAGUAUCGACUUUGAACCCUGAGAGAACGAAACUGACUCCACUCACCCCCCAAGAACGAUCUUUCUCUUUGCCACCUCAGCCCGGUCCAAACACAAACAGAGAUGCUAUCUCACCGUCAGCAGAUGGCAAUGGUAAAGAGGCCAACACUAGGAGUGUAGGUAGUUCGCAGAUGGCUGCUGAGAUUGAUUCAAUUCUGUUCCCUGGGUGUGAUCCAGACUCACAGCCCCUUCUGUCAACAGCUUCGAAACAGCAAUCAUCUGUAGCUCCUUCAAAUAGUGCUUGCGCCUCUCUCUCUCUAGACGCAGCUGCUAAUGCCGCCACUGUGGAUGAUAGACAAAAGAUUGAUACUAAGAUUGGUGCUGAUGCUACUAAGAUAGACACUGCUACUAAUACUGCUACUGUGGAUGAUAGACGUACUAAUGGUGUUACUCAGGAUGGCAAACAAAUGGUUGCUGCCACAACAGACACUGUUACUAAUGGGGCUACUGUGGAUGAUAGACGGAAGAUUGAAUUUUCUGCUAGACCUGCUACUGUGGACGGUGAAGGAAAGAUCCGAGGUGUGGUGGUGAAGCAGGAGAUUGCAGAGUGUGAUGGUCAGGACAGUGAUGAUGAUUUGGAGGGUUUUCUGAGUACUGAUGGAGGAACCGGAGCCAGCGAUAGUGAGGGAGAUGUUAUCAGACAGGCCUGGAUGGCUGCCCAGGCUCUCCUAUCUACUGGAGAUACUUCACAUGGUGCUUCGAGUGAUCUACCGCUAGAGGUGUGGGAAGAGGAGGAGGAGGAGGAGGGAGAGGGUGUGACAAGUGGAAAGGGGGAGGGUGAAGCUGUGGAGGCGACAGCGACAUCUGUUGGUGGUGGGGGUGGGGAGGAGGAGCGGAUGGAGGACAAAGAAAGUGACGACGACAGACUCACAACGGAGUACAACCCUCAUCAGAAGCCUGUGCUCUGUGUCAAGGUUUCUGGAGGCUAUCUCUACUCCUGUUCGUCUGACAAGUCAGUCAAAGUCUACAACAUGGAGAAGACUCGCCAAGAGAAGGAGUUCAAGACUCACAAACGAUCCAUCACAUGCAUCGAGAUUUUCACCUGUUGUCAAGAGGAUUACAUCAUAUCAGGCUCCACCGACAAGCACAUCAUCAUGUACCACGCCAAGACUGGAGUGGUGGAGAUAGACUUCAGUCUGGGUGCCCGCAUCCAGUGUAUGGUGACUCAGGGCAGUCUGCUGGUGGCUGGACUCAGCAACGGAUUCAUUCACCUCAUUGACCUACAGACCAAGAGUGCCUUGGGCAGAUGGCUGGUGGGAAAUGAUCCUGUCAGGAAGGACAUCAGCUGCCUCGCCAUCUAUAACAACAGACUCUUGACUGCAAGUUACGACAACAAGAUAAGCUGUUGGGACAUAUCGCACUACGUUGGAGGGUGCGGAGGAGGCUCCAUUCUCGCCAGAAUUCAUCAGAUCUCAUCUUUCUCUGACAUGGUCCUCUGCAUGCAGGUUGAAGGUGACUUACUCUACUGCGGAUCAGCCGACACAACCCUGCAAAUUUUCGACACUCAGACGUGGGUGCCAUGUGGAAGGGUGAAAGGUCACGACGGUGCCAUCAGUGGACUGUGUGUCAAUGGCAAUCUGCUGAUUACGUCGUGUUUUGACCGCCUCAUCAGAUGUUUCGAUGCCAGGGACAAGACGUUGCUGCAAGUCUACAGCAUCGACGACCUCCCAUUCACUCUCUACAGCUUCAGAGACUCUGUCUACUGUGGCUUGAGAAACGGGAAGAUCGUUUCCAUCAAAAUUGAUCUGAGUACCUACCACCAGUGCCAGUGGGGAGAAUGUGGACUAAAGUUUGGCAUCAGAACUCAUCUGAGACAUCAUAUUACGAAAGAACAUUCAUCAGGUGGAAAAGACGGCGUCCCUCAGAUCCAGUCUCAACCGGAGAAUUCUCCAGCCACACCUUCCGAACCCCUUCCCUCUGCCCGCCCACUGCCAGUGGAUCUUGCCCCGCCCAUGCCACACCAACCUCGGCCGAAAACGAGGAGGCGGUGUACCUUCGAACCCACCGAGAGCUCCAGGCCUACCUGCCCCUCGUCUCCCACAUGAUGAGCCACAUUCGGAAGAAGGAAGGGGUCAAGUCAGAGCAGUACUCGAAAUUCAAGAGUCUCGAAUAUGUUUUACAGGAUUUCAGAAGCGGAGUCCCUCUCCAAACUCUCCUCAAGUGUAAGAAAGCUCUCGAGGAGUGCAAGACACAGGUACAGGUCAGGGACCAGCUCGGCUCCUCCUCUUCCAAGUUGACAACCUCAAAUCUUCCCUCCGUCCCCUCAUCCUCAGCAAACUCCGCCCUAUAAUUAACUCCUCUCCCACUUAACCCAUUUCAGUUGCUCAGAGCUGUGGCUCUGAAGCUGUGUGUCACUCAUUCUCUUGUUACGACAAUACUGCCGGUUCCUUGCUAUUCAAUUUUCAGUGAUUUAUCAUAUAUAUUAUAAUUAUAUCAGACUAAUAUUUAUGCCAUUAUACAGAUGCAUAAUAUAUAUAUAAUUUUUGAUC